Molecule: messenger RNA, 4920 nt
Organism: Etheostoma cragini (Arkansas darter)
Lineage: Eukaryota; Metazoa; Chordata; Actinopteri; Perciformes; Percidae
Product: mucin-5AC-like
Exons: 4
Coding region: 77-4414 (1445 amino acids)
Source: RefSeq, a predicted model, not a curated record
CACUGUCUCAAACUGAGGUGGGUCUUUUUUUACACUCUCUCUCUCUGCUCCUGUUACUCUUUACUCUCAGGACGCAAUGAGGUUAACAACACUGUGCAUAUGUGGGACCCUGUUGGCCUUCUCAAGCCUCUCUUGGACCUCAGCAUACUCUGGAGAAGGAGACAUCCGGGGGGAUAAUGCAUUUCAACCCUGCGCUGCAACACUGAGACCUGAGGGGCUGUGCAGACAGGGGCAGGAUGAAAGCACGUGCCCGUAUCUAUUCAGUCUACCGCCGCUGACUCUUCAUUUGCCAAAGCAACUCACGGAGCUGGAGGAGAUCGUCAAGGAUUUGCAGAAGCUGAAAGAAAAUGUGGACCAACUGAGGAAGAUGUGUGCAGAUUGUACAGUAAGCCAAACUGAGAGAGAGUGUGGAAGGCAAAGAGAAACAGGGCAUGAAAAGCUGAAUGAGGGUAUGGAUAGACAUAAGGAUGAGAGAAACUGGCUGAAUGAGAGAAAUCCUAAGACACCAAAAGGUUUCAGCCAGGAGUGUGGAACAGACAGGGUUAAAGCGGAAAAGACUAUGGAUGGCGAUGGUGACACUGACUCAGAAAAGAGAUCAAUUUUGGAAGAGAAAGGGAGAAAGAAAUGGGAAGCAGAGAGAGAGAGUGAUAAAGUGGUCAUAAAAGAAAUCCAGAGAGAAGAAACCCUAAAAGAAGUGGCAGAAAACGAUGGAAAAACUAAGACAGAGGGGGCAAAUCGAAAGGACAAACUUGGGCAGGCCAAGGUGCCAACUGCUGGUGGAAAUGAGAAGAUAUUGUACAUUGUUAGAAAAAAGGUUGUUGAAAAAAAUAACAGGGAGACAGACAAAAAUAAAAACAACAAUAGAAAAGGGAAUUCAAAGGGAGAUCCAGAGGAUAUGUUGGAAUAUGGAAAAGAGAGGAAGAUUACAAGUAAUUUAAAAAAUAAGACAAAAACAGAAGAAAGUGACCAUCAUGUGUGGCCAGAUGAUACAAAGGAAACAGAGAAAAACACCCAAAUUGAAAAAGACAGGGACAGUGAUGGAAUAAAGAUGUCUGAGGGCCAUGAUGAGCAUACAAAUCAUGCGCGAGAGCAGCAAAGGGAGGAGAGGAAAAAGGAAAUGGAAAAGGGAAAGGGAAUAAAAGUGGAGCGAAAUAAUGAGAAACCAAAACAGACUGAAAGUAUCGGGCAUGCAGAAAAAAAAAAGACUAUAAAAGAGGGGGAGGUGGAGGAUGGGGAGACGGGAACAAGGAUCAAAACAGAAGGAGAAAAAACAGUCCAGAGCUUGCAGAGAGACAGUGAUGGAGAAUUAGCAUCCAGCAAGGCACCUGAGAGGACAGACUUUGUAUCAAUCAACCCUACUACUCAAUCUAUCAUUAGUUUAGCUCCGAGGCAGGACACCAUGGACUCAAACGAAGCUACAACCUUUCCAUCAUCUCUUCCAUCUCCUCUUUUGUCCAGCUUAACUUUACAUUUAAUAACAGAUGUCAAUCAAGGGAUGACAAUAGUUGCUGAUGGACUACCAACCAAAAGCACAGGCUUUGGAGCAGCAGUUAUUUCUGAGCACCCAAACCCUGAUGCAGAGGAAGAUUUUAGGGCAACAAGUAGCCCAAAAACAACAGCCACAAUUAACACAUUGGGUGGUCCUGGACAACAGGUAACCAGUGCCACUUCAAGGUUCACUUUUACAACCAGUCCGAGACCUGGUGCAGGCUUCCAGGGUCGAGUUAGCUCAAUUACAGCAACUACAACCACCACAACUCCCCGUCAGAAUUUAUACACAACUACAUCCCCAGGAGUCGCAGAUCGCAGCAGUUGGACAGCUAAAAAGAACAUCAGCUCAAACACUAAGACUGGCGUGAAACCUCUAGCAGGCCGACGACCAAAGCCCAGUGAAAAGCAUAAACCUGCAAUUAAGCCUGAAGCAGACCAGAGGCUUAAAAAUCCUAGGAAUGAUCGUAAACCUGUCCAAGCUCCUUUGCCUCACAAAAAACCUAAACUUGACCAAAAGCCAAAGCCUUCUUACCCAAUACCAACAACCAACCAAAAGUCUAAACCUGGCAAAGAACCUAAACAAGUCCAGAUUCCAAAACCUGACCAAAGACCUCUACCUAGUCAUUUACCACCUGAUCAAAAUCUGAAAAACAAUCAAAUACCUAAACAUGACCAAGAACAUACAGCUGACCAAAGCCAGUUACCUAUUCAAAAGACAACAUCUCAAAAACCUCAAACUGCAAACCCAACUCGUUCUGACAAAGACCUUCAAACUGGCCGAGAGCCUGAAUCUGUUGAAAUCCCAAUUACUUCCCAAAACUCAAAACUUGAGAAAAAACUAGUUAAUCCUCUCAAAUCCGACAAGCCUGACCAACCACAAAAAACUAAACCUGACCAAAGGUCUACAAUAAACCAAUAUUUCCCACCUGUUCAAAAGCCUCAAGCUGAAAUAAGUGAAACAACUAGCCUCACGCCAACACCUAACCAUAAGCCUAUAACAGGAUUAAUGCAAAAUGGGGAUGAAAAUCCUUUGUCUGUAAACAACUUAACACCUGAAGAAGAGGUUACACCUGAAAGUACCCUGAUCAAUCCCUCUGAUCAAAAGCAUAAAUCCAGCCAGAAAAUCCCUAAAAUAAACCCAAAACCUAAACCUAACCAAAAACAUCCAGCUCUCACAACAGGCCAAAAGACUAAACCACAUGUGAAGCCUAAACCUGACCAAACAGCACAACCCAAUCAAGGGCUUAAAACACCUCAGCCUGAUCAAAUACCUAAUCUUGACCCCAAAUCUGCACCUGACAAAAUUCCUGAAACAGAAUCCAACAAAAAAUCCAAACCGAGGCCUCCACCCAUACGCCGGCCACCAACAAGGCCUACAGUCAGUCCUGCAGUCAGGCCAGGAGCAAUACCUGUUCAAAGACCUAAACCAGCAGUGCAACAAAAGCCAAGUCCAAAGACCAAAGCAGAUUUAGAUUCCCUUAAAACAAGCAAGACUAAAUCAGAAGACAUCCAAAACUCUCAAACCAACAUGCCACCUGCAUCAAGCCCUGUGCAACAGAUUGCUGAAGUUAGUCAUUCCCAAGGGGAUACAGAGUUCAGUCCCAUCACAAUGCAAACUAUCAGCCUGGGUCCAAAGACGUCCAACAGCCUGGAGACAGGACCCUUCCCUCGCCUUCACACAGUCUCUGAAGGCUUCACGAUGAGCCCAAACAGCAGGAUUGCGUCUGAUCUGAGGCCACAAACCACCAGUCGGCCACCAUCAAUCCCAAUGACAACAAGCCCCCCAAAAAAUGUCCGUGGGAUCCUUCCAAGUGUUAUCUCUAGCAUUAUUCCAGGCUCUACAAAGCCAAAUCAAGCUACUGACUCUCGCUCACAAGCUAAGAUACUUCACAAUGUUGAGGAAACGGCACCCAGACAAACUCCAGAAUCAGACAAAAUGAAACCAGUCCCUACAACCAGUGUCCAAACUACCUCUAACAGCCCUGACCUCAGGUCAACAACCCCUGCCACCUCUGGCCCCGAGCCCCUGGCUGCUGAGUUUGCCACUCCCAGUGCCCGAGAGCUGCGUGUGAAAAUCAACCAGGUGGCCGCUUUCUUCAAUAACAGCCUGAGUGAAAAUGGAAGACCACCGGAGAGGCGUAGAAAAGAGCACCCAGAGGACAACCAGGGAGGCAGCAGGCCUGAUAGCAAACUACCAACACUAAUAACAUCUAAAGUUAACAUAGCUAGCGACUGCUCCAACCACCUACUCAGGGGGGAGACAAAAAGUGGAGUGUACCUGGUGACCCCUGACCUCCGCAGCAAAAGCUUCCCUGUCUUCUGUGACAUGGAGCUGGAUGGAGGAGGGUGGACGCUACUGCAGCGCCGAAAGGACGGCAGCGUGAGCUUCAACCGCACCUGGGCUGAGUACCGGUCAGGCUUUGGGGAGCUGGAUGGAGGGGAGUUUUGGUUGGGCAACAAUAUGAUCCACCUGCUGACCCGGGACAGGGAUAUGAUGCUGCGGGUGGAGCUGGAGGACUUUAACGGGGUGAUGGAGUAUGCAGAGUACGAACAGUUCAGAGUGGCAAGUGAACGGUUGCGCUACAGACUGACGGUAGGCGGGUACUCGGGUACUGCAGGUGAUGCUCUCCGCUUUAGCAGACGUUAUGAUCACAACAACAGGGCGUUCACCACGCCGGAUAGGGACCACGACCGCUAUCCAUCCGGGAACUGUGGCGCCUACUACAGCUCCGGCUGGUGGUUUGAUGCCUGUAUGGCCGCAAAUCUCAACGGCAGAUACUAUGUGGGGAGUUACAGGGGAGUCCGGGAUGGGAUUUUCUGGGGGACAUGGCAGAACAUAUCUAAUGAGUAUUACCCCACCAAUGACAGACAGUCUUUUAAAUCUGUCACAAUGAUGAUCCGACCAAAGGGCUUUACACCAUGAGCGAUGACUGUCUACCAGGGCAAGUUGGAAAAGAAACAUAAGGGGUCUUACUACUAACUUCAACCAGAAGCUCCUAACAUGCUCUAGUUUAAAAAAAAAAAACACUAGGAAGCUAUAUAUUUCACAACACACGGUUAUUGUACACUAUUAACACAAUGCUGCCGCCUUGUGGCAUUUGAUUCUGCAAUAUUGUUUUGUUUCCUGGGAAGCCUUUGACAAUGUACCCUACACACGGUAGUACAAGGUUAUAGUCCUAAUUACAUAGUAUUUUUUCAUAACCUUUUAAUAUUACUGUAUUUUUGAGAGUGGGAUUUGUUUAAUGACAAGAGAGGGACAUCCUCUUGUGAAGAGUAUUUUUCAGUAAAUAUGACGGGUAUGUAGCAACAGUGUAUGAUAUGUUUUAUUAUUGGAGUACUGGAAAGCCUUUUGAUGGUUGACUGAAGCUGUAUGGGUGUUUUUAUAAUUAAGAUUGCUUUGUUAAGAUAAAUAAAAUUGCUGAGAAUGUG